UGGAGAGAAACAGGAGAGAUCGAGAGAGAAAGAGACAGAGAGAGCACAAUAAACUAUCAUGAACAACAUUUUGGUUCAUUCUUAGCCGUGUGCUGAGCAUCUCUGCACAGGCACACACACUCUCUUCUUAGGCACUUAUUGCUAAAGAGUACGCCUCUCUCACACACACACACGCUCACAGCUAUCAGAGCUCGGCUGCUGGAUCACAGCCAUCUCGCCGAGGAGGAUCCAAGAGAGCAAGAGGAAAAGAGAGACAAAGGGAAGGAGGACGGAAGAAGGAGAGGAACGAAUAGGAAGCAGGAACGGCACGAGGAAGGAGAGACUAAACGCUUGUGUGAAGAAGAGAACGUGAGGGACAGGAGGGAGGAGAAAAAAGAGGAGGAACAGGAAACGCGAUCACUCUCGGCUCCAGCUGUCCGCGUCGCAGCAUGGGCAAUGCACCAUCCCAAGCCAACGCUGGGGCCUGUUAUCCAAAACAAGAUCCCUCAGAGCGUGGUGGCGGUCACAUGAUCUCGACAGAUGACCUGGAGUACCCGCGGGAGUACCGGACGCUGGGGAACGGGACGCGGCGUUUCUCCAACGUGGGUCUGGUGCACACCUCGGAGCACCGCCACACGGUCAUCGCAGCCCAGAGCCUGGAGGCCCUUACCAACCUGCACAAGGUGGACAUGGAGCGCAAGAGGGACGCCUUCAUGGACCACCUGAAGAACAAGUACCCGCCCCAGCUACAGCACCCCGGGCAUCAGCACCACAACCCCCCCUCGCCCUCACCCUCCCAUGGCAGCAUGAGGCAGCCUGACAGAGAGCGAGCCGCGCGCGAACAGCAACAACCCAACUACUGGAGCUUUAAGAGUCGUAGCCCACGUCACUCCCAGUCCACCCAGUCUGGGCUAGCUGACCAGGCUGCUAAGCUGUCCUUUGCCUCGGCUGAGUCUCUGGCUGAGACCAUGUCUGAGGCUGACAUCCCCCUGGGGUUCAGCCGAACCGACCGCUUCCGCCAGAGUCUGCCCCUGUCCCGCUCAGCCAGCCAGAACAAGCUGCGCUCCCCAGGCGUGCUGUUCCUGCAGUUUGGGGAUGAGACGCGGCGGGUGCACAUCACCCACGAGCUGAGCAGCCUGGACACGCUGCACGCCCUCAUCGUGCACAUGUUCCCCCAGAAGCUGACGGCGGGGAUGCUCAAGUCCUCCAACACGGCCAUCCUAAUCAAGGACGAGGCGCGCAACGUCUUCUACGAGCUGGAGGACAUCCGGGACAUCCAGGACCGCAGCAUCAUCAAGAUCUACCGCAAGGAGCCCAUCUACGCCUCCUACCCCGCCACACACCUGGUCAACGGGGACCUGAGGAGGGAUCUGGUGUACACGUCCCGAGAGUCCUCCCCCACCCGCCGCCUCAACACCCUGCCCUCCUCCUCCGCCUCGCCCCCAUCCGGCUCCCCAUCCCGCUCCCGUCUGUCUUACAGCGGGGGUCGGCCCCCCUCCUUUGCCGGGCCGGGUAGUCACCCCCAGCUACAACAACACUCCCAGCACCAGCAGCACCCCCAGCAGCACCAGCCCCAGCACUCCCACCACCCUGGAGCCGGCUCCCACCACGGGGGCCCCAACGCCGGCCUAUCCUCCUCCCCUAGCGCCAUCCUGGAGCGCCGCGACGUCAAGCCCGACGAGGAGGUUUCUGGGAAGAACAUGAUGCUGGUGAAGGAGGGGCUGUACGCCGACCCCUACAGCCUGGUACACGAGGGCCGCCUCAGCAUCGCCUCCACACAGUCGCUGGCUGCCAUCGGAGACCCCUUCGGCUUCCCCGUGUCCGGUGGGCUGUAUCGCCGCGGCUCUGUGCGCUCCCUCAGCACAUACUCUGCUGCCGCCCUGCAGGGGGAGCUGGAGGACGCCCUGUACAAGCCUGGAGGUCCCCUAUACUCCGACUCCUAUUCCUCAGCCACACUGGGCAUGGGCUUCCGCAUGCCCCCCUCCUCCCCCCAGAAGAUCCCUGAUAUGCAGCUGAGGGAUAGGGGGGACUCAUACUCUAGCUCCCCCAGCCGAGCCUCUCCGGUCAGGCAGACCUUCCGCAAGGACUCAGCCUCCUCUUCCGUGUUUGUGGAGAGCCCCAAGUCCAGGCCCAGUUCCAGCUCUGACCCUCUGGUCAUGCAGGCCGGGCCAGGAGGGGACGGGAGCAGGUUUGCACCCGGAUACAGCUCCCCACUCCCUGGAGAGACUUCUGAGUCCAGGGAGCGUCUGGAUCGUCUGGAUCGUAUGGAGGCCAUGGAGAAACAGAUAGCCAGUCUGACAGGCCUGGUUCAGAGUGUACUGACCAAAGCACCUGACAGUGACAGCACAUGCGGCCUACUGCGUCUCUGCAUGAUGGCGGGCUGCCCUCCGGACCAGGGCUCGGAGUUCUCACGGCCCUUCCCUUUCUCUUCCAGCGAGAAGACCGAAUCCAACAGUGACGGCUCCGCCACUGGAACUGGACGGCUGAAGCGGAAAGCUCUGACGCCGUCGGCCCCGCUGGCUCUGAUGCCCCCCCCUCCCACCGGAGACAGCCAGGUCACCACCGUCACCCGGCUGCAGAUGCAGCUUCACCUCCACGACCUGCAGCAGAACGCCACCGACCUGCGCAAACAACUCUCCCAGCUCCGCAAGAUGCAGCUCCAGAACCAGGAUAGUGUGACGACGCUGCUGAAAAGAACGGAGAAGGAGCUGAACGUGCGUGUGAGUGACGCUCUGAGGAAGCAGGAGGACCCUCUGCAGCGACAGCGCCUCCUGGUGGAAGAGGAGAGACUCAAGUACCUCAACGAGGAGGAGUUUAUCAUCCAGCAGCUCCAUGACCUGGAGAAGUCAGUGGAGGAUAUCCAGAAGGGUUCGUCUGUCAAUCACAAACUGGUGACGGUUCAGGAGCUGGAGGAGAAGGCCUCGCUUCUGAGGAAACUAGGAGAGACACUCACAGAGCUCAAGAACCAGUUCCCCAGUCUGCAGAGUAAGAUUCUGCAGAGUAAGACUCUAGAGUCCCCUCCCUCUCAUCGUCCCCCUCCAGACCAGUUCCCCAGUCUGCAGAACCAGUUCCCCAGUCUGCAGAGUAAGACUCUAGAGUCCCCUCCCUCUCAUCGUCCCCCUCCAGACCAGUUCCCCAGUCUGCAGAACCAGUUCCCCAGUCUGCAGAGCCACUUCCUGAAGGAGGAGCCACACAGACUGGACGCCACUAUGAAACGCUGCAAGAGCGUCACUGACACACUGACCACCAUGCGCAGGCAAGUGAACGAGGGCGUAUGGAAGAAGCAGGAGGACUUCCCCAAGCACAGCAGUGAGGACUUCCGUAAGAGUUCUGACUUUGACAUGCCCACCAGCCCCCCUCUCAACCUCAGUGACCUGAGGGGCAGCAGCAGCCUGUCUAACUGGAGCCCCCACUCCAGCCACAGCCAUAGUCACAGUCAUGGUCAUGGACCCAGCCACCCCUCCUCUGGCCCUCACAGGGACAAUCAUCCCCCUGUGCCUCACAAGGGCCGGGCCCUGGAAGAGCUGGCCAACCGCGCUGCCGCUGAUAAGGCUGUGUCUGUGGAGGUUCGACUGGCAGCAGAGCGGGACUGGGAGGAGAAGCGGGCCAGUCUGACCCAGUACAGUGCUCAAGACAUCAACCGUCUGCUGGAGGAGACCCAGGCUGAGCUGAUGAAGGCCAUCCCAGACCUGGACUUUGCCGCCAAGCAGAUCAACAAGCCCUCCUCCAACACACCCUCCCAGUCUCAGACCCCCCAGAGUGGGGGAGGGACCACAGAGCACCGCCCUACCAAGCCCCAGCACGCCACACACAAGCUCUCUGGGAAGGAACCUGGCUCCAGACGUGGUUCUGAUGCAGAGCAGCUGACAGUGACUCGCUAUCGUACAGAGAAGCCCUCGAAGUCGCCCCCUCCACCACCACCUCGACGCAGCUUCCCAUCAUCUCCGGCUGGCCUGAUCACCCGCAGCGGAGAGACCCUUAUCCCCGGCAAGAGCAUGAAGUCGGAGGCGGAGGAGGCAGAAGCACAGAAGCCCCAUGUGAAGCUGCGACGGACGGUGUCUGAAAACCCACGUCCUGCGUCCACCCCUCCCACCAUCGCCUCUGGAGACAAGGAGGAGGGAGAGGAGGACAAGAUCGCUGCUGAACUGGAGCUGUUUCAGAGAACCCCCCUCAGGCUCAGCCACCCCCCUCCCCUGUCCCUGCCCAGUGUCCCCCGCAGCAGGACCAGCGUGCCCCCCUCCAGCCUUGACCUAUGGCCCCCAGGGGCCCCGGGCACCAAGCUGUCUAGAGCAUCGUUGGACCGCUCUGGCCUACGGUGGAAGCAGGGCAGCUCAGACUGCACUGCCAGCAUACUGGCAUCACACUCACAGGCACAGAGCACGGCCCUUCCUGGUCCAUCCUUCUCUCCUGUCCCCCGGAUUGUGCUGACAGAGUGUGUGUCAGUUUCACUCUCUUCCUCAGAAGGCUUUGUCAGAGACUUGACACAGGACCAUCAGAUGUCCCCAACAGUGGACCUGUCCCAGAGCCAGACUGCUCCUCCCCAGACAGUCCCCCAGAUCCAGGAGGUCUCUAAGGGGAAGGAUCCUGUCAGCCAGCCCCAGAGAAAACCCUCUCGGCGGGGGGAGCUGAGAAUCCUGGACUUUGAGAAGGAGGAAGAGAGGGAGGAGAGAGAAGAGCUGUCCUUGGUGCUGACUGAGCUGGGGGUGAUGGUGAUGUCACCCUCGGAGGCCCAGAAGCUCAGCAGGACCUGGGGAGAGGCUCUACAGACACUCACCAUCCCACCUCAGCCUUCAGAGGAAAGCACUGAACCCCGUCUGUGUGGGGCUCCACUACUGGUACUCUUCAGGGAGUCUGUGACGGUCAGAGAGGCCUACAGGAAGCUGCAGUUACUGCUGGGCAGGGAGGAAGACACAGGGUCAACCAAGGUGGACCCCAAGCCCAGAGCAGGAUCUUCUCACUGCAGCCUGAGCAGCAGCCUCGGUACCCUGGGUUCCAGGAUAACUCUCGCCCCUGAGCAGCAGGACUCUCUGAGAGAGGUUCUGAGGAGAGGGGUGGAGACAGGGGCCAGGAACCUGAAACUCCCUCACAGCACUGGAACAAAGAGCAUUCUAGCCACCCUUCCGGAGCCCAGUCAGGACUCUGCAGAAGCAGCAGUGAAACCCAAAGGGUCUGCAGGUUGUAAGGAGAGCCAGGCCAGGGAAGAACAGGGACUGAACCCCUGGAAGCAGGGAGAGGACAUUAGGAGCAGCACCUACAGCAGGCUGGACAGCCUGGAUGAAACCAUCCGUGAGCUGGAGAACACCCUGCUGGAGCUCAGUGGCCACCCCACCACAGUGCAUCUCUCCAUCCGCACACUCCCCACUGACACUUCCUUGUCAGAGGCUCCAGCCCCAGCCCAGAUGCCUGGCACCAGCACCUCAGAGACCAAGAAGCCCCCAGUCCCACCCAAGCCCAAACCCUCCUACACUCCUGCCACGAUGACCAAGGGAGGCAACAGCUCUUCAGCUGUGGGUAAAGUCCACUCCUCGGCUGCCUCCAGACUGAAGCACCUGCAGCAGAGCGGCACAGAGAAGACCAAAACUGGCACGAGGGAAGACUUCCUCAAGGGCCAGCAGCAGGCCCAUGGGAACAGCAGCAGCAGUAUUGAGCCCCUCCUGUCAGGCACCAAAGCUGCCAGUUUCUCCAGCCGCCUGUCCUCCUCCAGUUCGGCCUCGACUGUGUUCGCCCCGGGUCUGAGGAAGUAUCCACAGGAGGGGACGCUGUCUUCCCUGACAGCCUCCUCCAGCCAGGCCAAAGCCCUGCUGGCCAGCCUGUCAGCCUCCAGCCUGUCAGCCGCCAGCCUAUCAGCCUCCAGCCUGAGCGCCGAGGCCCUGCUCCUCUCCUCCACCUUCCGCCAACACCGCUUCCUCCGCGAGCAGCAGCGCGCCUCCUCCCUGCCCCUGCCCAACGGCCGCUCCUCCAACUCCACCACCACCUCAACCACCACCUCCUCUUCCUCCUCCUCCACCUCCCCCACCUCCACCACCUCCACCCCCUCCUCCUCGCCCUCCUCCCCGACCCCCCUGACCUCCCUCAACCUCCCCUCCGUGGGGCUCAAGCCCAGCGGCCGCAGCCUGCAGUACUCCGGCUCCAACAGCUACAAGGAACGUGGCAGCAAGACCCUGCCUAAACCUGUCUCCCCUAGCAACUCACAGUGAAGUACAAGAGGAUGGAUGAGAGGAGGAGGAGGAGGAGGAAGAGGAGGAGCGCAAUCAAAGCACCAUCACAUGCCAAAAAUGAAGAGGAAAACAAACACACUAGCGCCGCCCUCUGCCCUAGCCCUCAAUUCCAAGAGUCACAUGUAGCAACACAUAUUAGUGGGGAUUUCCCCAGAGUUGACUUUCUGAGUGUCACUUUGCUGCCCUUGGUCUCAGUCCAGAAGCCAUAAUCUUCACAUAUCUAUAAUUAUACAGUACAAGAGUUGAUGGUGGUUCCUCUCUGGCUCUCCCACUCAGUAGUACUGACAGUUCCCCAGACCCCCAGAGAGAGAGCUCAAAGAUGGACCUCGGCCUCCACUCCCUCCCACUGCCUUGUCUAGUCUGGUCUGAUCCGGCCUAGUCUGGUCUGGUCUGGUCUGGGUGGACAGAAAAACAGUGCCAGUACUUUAUGAACCCUCAGUUUAUCAUCGCACCAUUUGCCAAAUCUUAUUGGAUGGAACCUAAGUGGAGUAGAUGUGAUAUCUAGACUGUGACUUAUAUUAUACAGAGUAGAGUUGCAAUAAUCAACGAGUACAGUACAGUAGCCGUGUGUGUUCAGAGCUAUAGCAGUCUUAUUCCAUCACCUGGCACAAUGUGAAUCUGUCGAAAAAAACAAAGCUAAACCAAGGUGGUGGUUUCCAUUCUGAGACCGUUUUCUGUUUGUUCCUUUCUUUAUUUCAGACUUAUUGCAUCGCCUGUGUAGAAGUCGAAACUGGUGCUAUAGUUCUCCCUGUUUUGUAAAGAGUUUACAUGAAUGAAACGGCUCCCAUUCAAUGUGACUGUACAUUCCACUGUUUAUCUAAUGCUACAUCCCUGGAGUGGCUUAAGGCUUCUUCUAUCCGGCAUCUGAUUCCAUUCUUACCCUCGUUCUCUAUGGCCGCGCUAUUAACACAGCAGUUUGGCAAUGGAAGAAAAGGCCAGGGAGCUGCUUUUGUUGAGGUCCUCUGGUUUGAGAGUCUACGCACAAUUGUAUCGCCCACAAUAGCACAUUAUAGGAACAGUAAUGUGAUGUUACAGUAGAUCAGUUAUUUAACGACUGAGCUGGUGCAAUGAAGAAGGGGGGAAAAUAAAAUAUAUUUAAACAUUGAAAUUGAUCGUUAAAGAAUGUAGAAUGUGUAGACAUGAAUGUUGCACGACAAUCAGGACGUAUCCACAGUGGACGGGUUUUGCCUUGGACUGGCGUUCCCUGCUGCAGUGAUUACACUCUGAACUCAACACACGCUCACGUGACCAGGCACGGGCACACAGCAGUAGAUGCACGCACAGUCUCCGACACGCCGGUGAGACGGAGAUCCGCCAAACUGCUAGAAAAGCACAGUCUCCAGUUGUUUUGAGUCAGAACUGUUGACUAGAUUGCCCAUUUCUCUAUUUCAUGACUGUAGAACCACUGGUCAUGAAUGAACCCACACCGGUUUGAUAAUGCAGUCCUCUAGGUAGUAAUCGAUUUGAAUGGUUAAAAGGAACCAAAUGUUCGAGAGAGAGAAACAACGGCACAAAUGAAUUCCCUUUCAAUUCAAUUCCCGGAGAUGUGGACCAGCUGAUUAUUAUUUAGCUGAUUAUUUACAAGACAUGCGGCACAAUGAGUUUCAUUUUGGCCUGUGUGUAUUUUCAGCAUUUGCUCGAGACUAAACCCACAAUGAGUUUAUCUGGACCUCCCCCGACACAGAAGCGGGCUUAGCCCACAGCUGUUGGUUUUGCAGUAGUAAGGUUGCCACUGGAAAUGGCUGCUUUUGUUCUGUGAUAUAUGUUACGGAGAAUAAUUCGGUUCAUGUACGAAAGCAGCUCCAGGGUAUAUGAGUGUUCUCCCCUUAAACCGGAGUGCUUACGCAGAUCACUGGCUCCAUUCCUCACAGCUGACUUAAGAGCUUGGAAGUGUUAUAAGGAUAGAAACACACUCAUCAAAGACGUGUCGAUGGUUUCCCUGCUGUUAAUCUUAUGCCAGCAAACACUCUGAAGCUCUCUUUCUUCUGUGAUGCGUCACCAAGGCGACCUAGGGGGUUAUGGCCGUGUGUAGUCCUAGUUCAUUCUUCAACUGUUCAGGAGACAAGUGCGUGAAAUCGAUUCUUUGUGGCAUUGAGAUGAAAACAAUUGCUUGUGAAAGAGGCCGGUCUCAAGUGCAGACAGCUUGAGGUGGGGAGAUUGGUUGUGGUUUUCAUGUUUGAAGGCUAGUGUAAUAACAAAGUGCUUUAACUCUUCUCUACUGGGUUCGUGAGGUGUAAAAGGGUUAGACAGGUUUAUCUGGACAUCAAUGUUUGACACCCUUUUGAAUUUAAGAAGGCUAUUAUUUUUUGCAACUUGCUAUCUGUGCUGUCCUUUGGGGGAGAUGUGUCUAUGAAUCAAACCCUUCUUGGAAGAGGUUCCCAAUGGACCUGUAUGUCUGACUGCCAUGGUGCUGUUAUAAUUGCACAAAAUGAUCGAUGUUGCAAUUUCCCCAUGAGAGCACAGAGUGGACCUAUCUGCAUGAACCCUCUGGAACUUUGGUUUCAUUGGCGACCCACCAAAAUACUGUUCUUGUAGGCUUAUUGCAGUACAGAUCAUGUGCACGUUUGUGUUUUACAGGCCGAGGAACCUUGGUAUGAUGGCCCAAAUCACAUCAGCGGCUCCGACAACACAUGGUUUUAAAGAUCAGAACAAAGGGGUACAUAUUGGCCCACAAACACACACACACACACACACACACACACACACACACACACACACACACACACACACACACACACACACACACACACACACACACACACACACACACACACACACACACACACACACACACACACACACACACACCACACACACCAGAGUGUGUCAGAAUGUGGCCGUGGCAUUGCAAUAAGCACACCCUCUGUUCUAUCAGCGAGGAAACCGCAAGCUCACGGCACAGCGAGUUAGUUAAGCCUCACGCUGGCUGCACUGUAGCAAUGCAGGACUCAAGCCCUGGGUUUUAUGAAGUGAAAGCCAAAUGCAAGAAAUUCACUUACUCAUUCAACUCCACACUCAAAUCCAUAACUCCCAGCGCUGCUUUUGCGUCUGGCAGGGUGAUGGGGAGGAAGUGCGGGAGGUAUUCACACUCCACUGCUUUUACCAAGGAAAGUCCAAGACGAGAACCCCAAGACUGCGUGACAAUGCUUUUUUGAGUCACCAUAGUACUAGUGUUAUUGGACAGGAGAUUUCAAUAUGGCUGAGUCUUGGAGGGGUUUAUUGGUAAUGGGGAGGAGAGGAGAGGAGAGGAGAGGAGAGGAGAGGAGAGGAGAGGAGAGGAGAGGAGAGGAGAGGAGAGAAGAGUGGAGGCACUCGUAGUGAGAGCCCCUGGCAAUCAGAGAAAUAGUUAAUGCAAACUUGAGAUGAAAAGUAGAAUAAUUAUACAUAUAUAAAUAUAUCUUCGUUAAGAUGUUUGUGUAUGAUAUUAAUAUAAUUGUGAAGAAAGUGUGACACAUAGGUCUGGAUUAAAUUAUUAUAAUGUACAAUUUAAAUCAUCCUCUUUUGGGGAUUUAUAUGAGUAGGCAUUUUGUACAGUUUUCAAUUCUUCAAGAGAGAUAAUGUAGUUCACAUUAGCAAAUUAUUUAUUCAUAAGCAGAACAUUUUUAUAUUUAUUUGAAAAUAUUUAUCUGUAUAGAAGACAGGACAGGUAUGUAAUAUACAGUGGAGCUCAUUUUUAAUUCUGGGAUAUUUUUAUUAGCACUAUUUUGAACAGUUGUGUGAGUUUCCUCUUUUGUUGGCCUGCUGGCCCAUGCUACUGGUAUGUUAAGGGAGAGGUUGCCCCUGAGCUGGUCCAGUACAAUGUCUGCUCCCAGGCCUCCACUAGCUAACAUUCAUUUUGAGGUAAGAGGAGCUGUUCCUAGACCUGUUCUUAGGGGCGUGCCUUUUCUUUGUAACUUCUGUUGGUUUACUUAGUCCUCUUCUAUUCUCUGUCCUAGUCUUUGUAUUACAUAGCGCUCCCUAUACCUGACUGAUGUGUUUUUCAACCCUGGCCGAAAAUAAAUAGCCCAUACUAGAAACCCCUCUACUGGUAUUACAUCAGCAUGGCCCAAAGUUAUUAACGGAUAAGGAUCUCAGCAUUGAAUACGUCAUUUAGGUUUCAAUGACAAACCAAGAGCCCGUAACGCGGAUAGAUAUGGAACAUUAGCUUUUUCUUCAUCAUCAUAAUCUUUGUCUAUUGAGACGUGUUUGGUUCUGUUUUGAAUAAAUGAAAGAGACAUAUGUCUAUUGUUUGACCUGCUGUCUGUGGUGUGUACAGAACUGUAUGAGGUUCUGACAUGAAUGUGUGGAUGUUGCAAAAUCUUGGCAUCGAGAAGAGAACAAGACAAAACGAUAUGUAAAUAGACUGAGUAAUUCCUAGAAAGUUCAACAAAAUAUUAUGUCCAAAAUGAUGUUAUAUUCAUUCAAAGAUGAUGGAUUACAAAGGUAUAUUAUAAAACAAUGCAUGAAAUAUCGUCAAGCAAUCGCACGGUGCAGUUGAAAAGUGUUGUCUACAUGUUUUCUUAAAAAACAGAGCGAGAUAGAAAAAGCGGUGUACCACUUUCAAGGUUCAUAACGGUAGAGAACCAGACCUUUUUACUUUGGAUCUUUCUGUGACACAGGCAUGUUCAGUCUCACUGUGAUCAGUGAUGCUACGGUGAUGAUGGCUAAGAGUGAGGAGUGUUCCCAACAAUCCCGAACGAUCCAGGAACGCUUCAACGCACCUUCACCAGAAAACCCCACCAAUUACGAUCUCCCACUUGUAGAGUAGCGUGACAUAAUCAACAAUACGAAGAAAAAAAAUAGAUCUCUAUAAAUACCUACUGAUACUGGACAUUCUCAUUUAUCAGUGCGGAUGCCAUGAUAUUCUGUGAGAAAUGUGAUUUUUCUUUUUUUCUUUUCUGUGAGAAGACUGGCAGUUGAACCUGCUUCCUUUUGUACAUACUUGCUGUGGUUGUGUGUCUAAUAAAGUGCAGCUCUCUUGUGCA
Molecule: messenger RNA, 11161 nt
Organism: Oncorhynchus keta (chum salmon)
Lineage: Eukaryota; Metazoa; Chordata; Actinopteri; Salmoniformes; Salmonidae
Product: SRC kinase signaling inhibitor 1-like
Exons: 27
Coding region: 429-6176 (1915 amino acids)
Biological process (GO): regulation of dendritic spine morphogenesis
Cellular component (GO): cytoplasm; actin cytoskeleton; postsynaptic density
Source: RefSeq, a predicted model, not a curated record